UUGCUAUGGCUACUAGCGUUCUAGUGGCGCAAAUCUGUGCGUCGGUGACGCGUCAGUUAGUGCGAGCGCAUUUAGCAGCGCUGCUAGUGUGUGUAGCAGCACAAACCGGCACCAUGAGCCUCAAUAAACACCAACUGAGUGACUCUUUAUUCAUCUGGCUGCAGACGUUUCAGGUGCCGUCGUGCGCGAGCAAACAUGAGCUGACCAGCGGCGUGGCCAUCGCACAUGUGCUCAACAAAAUAGAUUCGUCCUGGUUUAAUGAGACGUGGCUCAGCAGGAUAAAAGAGGAUGGCGGCACAAACUGGAGGCUGAAGGUCAGCAACCUCAAGAAGAUCCUGCAGAGCAUGAUGGAGUAUUAUCAUGAUGUGUUGAGUCAGCAGGUGUCUGAAGAGCACGUUCCUGACGUGUGUCUGAUCGGUGAGAUGGGGGACGUGACUGAACUCGGUCGUCUGCUUCAGCUGGUUCUGGGCUGCGCCGUCAGCUGUGAUCAGAAACAAGAGCACAUUCAGCAGAUCAUGACGCUGGAGGAAUCAGUGCAGCAUGUUGUGAUGACGGCUAUACAAGAGCUGCUCACCAAAGAGCCCGUGGAGGCAGGAACUCCAGAGCCGUACGGUGAUUUCGACAGUCAGUCCAGGAAGUAUUAUUUUCUGAGUGAAGAGACAGACAAUAGAGACUACACAUCCCAGCGCUGCCGGGAGCUCCAGCAGCAGAUGUCUGUUCUGAUGGAGGAGAAGUCCUCGCUGCUGGUGGAGCUUCAGUCUUUGCGGGAGCGUCUCAAUCACUGCGAGACGCCUGAUGUCUCCUCCACCAUCACCAACAAGAAGCUGCUGCUGCUGCAGAGUCAGAUGGAGCAGCUGCAGGAGGAGAAUUACAGGCUGGAGAGCAGUCGGGACGACCUGCGUGUGCGAGCAGAUGUUCUGGAGCGAGAUGUUACGGAUCUGCAGCUGAGGAAUGAGGAGCUCACCACCCUCGCUCAGGAGGCCCAGUCCCUCAAAGACGAGAUGGACAUCCUCAGGCACUCGUCUGACCGCGUAAGUCGCCUGGAGGCCAUGGUGGAGACGUACAAGCGCAAGCUGGAGGAUCUGGGCGAUCUGCGUAGACAGGUGCGUCUGCUGGAGGAGAGGAACCACGUCUACAUGCAGCGCACCUGCGAGCUGGAGGAAGAGCAGCGCCGAGCCAACGUCAUCCGCUCGCAGCUCGACACCUACAAGAGACAGGCUCAUGAGAUGAGCGCCAAACACUCGGCCGAGGCCAUGAAAGCUGAGAAAUGGCAGUUUGAGUACAAGAACCUCAACGACAAAUACGAGACGCUUCUGAAGGAGAGAGAGAAGCUGAUAUGUGAGCGAGACACGCUGAGAGAGACGACUGUAGAGCUGAGAUGUGCUCAGGUCCAGCAGCAGUGCUUAACAGAUUCUCUGAGCGCUGCUUCAGGAGCUGUCGGCAGCCUGGCGGCAGAGAUCAUGCCUACAGAGCUCAGGGACACGGUUGUGCAUCUGCAGCAGGAGAAUAAGACGCUGUGUGUUCAGGAGGAGUCGUACAGACACAGACUGGAGGAGCUUCAGAUGCAGCUGGAGGAUUCGCAACGCUGCCAGAACACACUCGAGACGCAGAACCGGUUGAGUCAGCAGCAGAUCUCAGAGCUGAGCACUCAGGUGGAGGAGCUGCAAAGAGCUUUACAGGAGCAGGACAGCAAGACUGAGGACUCAUCGCUGUUGAAGAAGAAGCUGGAGGAGCAUCUAGAGAAGCUCCACGAGGCUCAUUCUGACCUGCAGAGGAAACGGGAGGUGAUUGAUGAUCUGGAGCCGCAUGUGGACAGUAACAUGGCAAAGAAGAUCGACGAGCUGCAGGACAUCCUGAAGAAGAAGGAUGAAGACAUGAGACGGAUGGAGGAGCGAUACAAGAGAUACGUGGAGAAAGCUCGCACCGUCAUAAAGACUCUGGACCCCAAGCAGAAGUCCAGCGUGGUUCCUGCUGAAGUUCAGGCGCUGAAGAACCAGCUGACGGAGAAGGACAAGAAGAUACAGCACCUGGAGCAUGAUUUCGAGAAGACGCGCUCCAGACACGACCAGGAGGAGAAGCUCAUCAUCUCAGCCUGGUACAACAUGGGCAUGGCUCUUCAUCAGAAGGUGGCCGGAGAGAGAUCGGGACCCGGUUCUGCUCCGGCUCAGUCCUUCCUGGCCCAGCAGAGACAGUGGACACAAGCCCGCAGAGGCCUGUCCCGCCUGCAGCCCAGAUAAAGCCCCUCACAAGCGCUGAUCCUGACGAACGCUUUACCUCUCGUCCAGCACUUCUGUCUGUCAUCGUCCUGCUGAGAGCGGAGAGAGAAUGUGUUUUAUCAAUGUUUUAGAUGAAGUUUUGUUAUUUUUAGUUGAUCCGAGCGUCAGUGUGUAGUUGUUUUAGUUUAGUGUUAAUUAGCGCCAGAAACCACUGCGUUUAAUGAAGUAGAUCAAACUUUGAUUGUUUUAAUGCUGUCUUUUUACUGUAGAUUUGGGUGUUGAUCAGGGUUACGGUGCAUGUGAACGCACUUUACACACUCGGUGCCUUCUGCCAUCCGUCAAUCAUCUGCUGCACAGAAAACAAACGCUGAAUGCUGGAAGCCUUUAAUGCCACGAACAAAUGAAGUGCUUUUAUAAUGAUUUUUCCAGAGAGCUGCUGUCUUUUCUCGACACUAAUCAUGGAUGAACCGCUGGAGGAGGAGUUUCCACCGGUUGCUGCUUGACCAUUUGUUUUUUUUUUUUUUCUGAUGUAACGUCACCAAAGUCUGUUGCUGGUAUUUAUUUAGGCGGAAACACUACUGACUGUGAACACUGUGUUCUGGCCCUCGUCAGUCCGGACGCUGAGCUUGGUUCGUUUGUUUGUUUGUUUGUUCUUCACUCUCUGAGUGUUUCGUCACAGUGCUGAUGUUCAUGAGUUGCGUUCGUGUGUUUCUCACGGUGUUUUCAUCGUUCGCUCUGGACUGAUGGGGUCGGUACUGAAAUAAAUCACUUUAGUCUCACUGUUUUCUCUUUGCACUACAAUAAAAGAGGUUAUUGGUACAAAAUAUCA
Messenger RNA from Onychostoma macrolepis, 3045 nucleotides. RefSeq names its product hook microtubule-tethering protein 2 (gene hook2). Lineage: Eukaryota; Metazoa; Chordata; Actinopteri; Cypriniformes; Cyprinidae. Gene Ontology annotation, cellular component: centrosome; cytoplasm. The record is from RefSeq and is a predicted model, not a curated record. Bases 6 to 2237 code for a protein of 743 amino acids. Gene Ontology annotation, biological process: cytoplasmic microtubule organization; cytoskeleton-dependent intracellular transport. The transcript is spliced from 22 exons. Gene Ontology annotation, molecular function: microtubule binding; dynein light intermediate chain binding.